AUGAAGAAAAUAAAGAUACUUAAACAAGAAAUACAAAAAUGGAACUGGAGUGUAUUUGGUGAUAUCAAUAAGCAACUCAAAGAUGCGGAGGAAAAAGUUUUACAAGCUUCAAUAAAUUCUGACAAAAAUCCAAUGGACCUCCAACUAUUGAAUAACUUAGUGACUGCAAGAGGAGAGCCUGAAGUUCUUUCAGAUAAACAAAGGGAGAUCCUGCAGAAAAAUUCAAGAGUCAAUUGGAUUAAAGAAGGAGCCUCUAACUCAAGAUUUUUCCAUGUAAAUCUAAAGAUAAGACAGGCCCAAAAUGCAAUAGUGGAGCUGGAAAAUAAAGAAGGUAACAUCAUAUCAAAUCAAAAUCUUAUAGUUGAAACUUUAAUAGCUCAUUUUGAAGACAAGUUCAAAUUUCAAGAAGGAAAUUUUUCUCCUGGGAUUUUUCAAGAUAUUCCCAAAGUUAUUACUGAAGAAGAUAACCAAAUUAUGGAUGUUAUUCCAUCUUAUGAGGAAAUAAAAAGAGAUGUCUAUGAACUGGAUCCUGAUAGUGCUCCAGGUCCUGAUGGUUUUGCAGGAUGGUUUUACAGGUAUGCUUGGGACAUAAUUGGGAUAGAAUUAGUUGAUGCAAUCAAGUACUGUUGGAGGGGUGGAUUUAUUCCUCAAGGUUUCAAUGCAAACUUUAUUCUUCUUCUGCCCAAAGUGAAAAAUGCUAAAAGAACUUAA
Molecule: messenger RNA, 711 nt
Organism: Papaver somniferum (opium poppy)
Lineage: Eukaryota; Viridiplantae; Streptophyta; Magnoliopsida; Ranunculales; Papaveraceae
Exons: 1
Coding region: 1-711 (236 amino acids)
Source: RefSeq, a predicted model, not a curated record